UUGGUGACUUGGGGAGUUUCAGGAGUUGUUUCCCCCCUAAAUAGUGCGUAGGUUGCCUUUUUCAAUUAACCCAUCUCAUCAUCCAACUGGUUGGAAUUGAACUGGGACAAAAUUUCGGCCUGAGAUGAUAGUCUCUUGAAUAUGCCAUCGUAGAAGAGCAAGUAUUCCCUUCAGCCACCCAACUAAAAGAUCUGAAAGCCGCCCCUUUCUCCUUAAGAAUGGUCUUUCUAUUCAAUACUGUCGAAGAUUGAACACAGCCACAGCCCAUGGGAGCAAUUGCUGACAAGGUCGGACACUCUCAAUAGUCUCAUCAAUUCAAAGAGUCGCAAGAGACAGUCACUAAGCACGAGAGAAUGUCUUCGUAUAUGUAUAAUUCUAAUUAUUUAAUAGAAAUAUUAAAUUUUUGGGUGGCAAAACUCAAAUGAGCUGAACCUGAAAAGCUAGAAAAAGCAAUAGGCCGUUUGACGCUUUUAGGCUGGAACUUGUGUCUUGAGAUCACCAUCACCAACAAUGCAUCUUCAUCUUUAGAAUAUUCAUGGCACCUUGAGUUGUAUUUAUAGAUGAAAACACUGGCACAACCGAUUUCUUCCUUUUUUUUAGAAGAUUUUUCCAUUUAAGCCACAUCUUCUUCUUCUUUGCUUCAAUUCCUUGGUGGGUUUUAGAGAUCUCACCAGAUUCAAGAUUCUAAGUGAAUUAUUCUGUCUCAAUGGGUUCAUCGAAUCACUUGUUUAACAGGCAAAGAACCGUUCAUGAGAUCUUUGGAGGAGGAUUUGUUGCAGAUGUGAUACUAUGGAGGCAAAAGAAUGUUACUGUUGGGAUAUUAUUAGUAGCUCUAGCUUCUUUGGUGGUAUUUGAGAGAUGGGGUUACACUCUGUUAUCUCUUGUUUCUAGUGUUCUUCUCCUCCUCCUUACCAUUCUCUUUCUUUGGGCCAAAUCUGCUGCCAUCCUUAACCGACCUUCUCCACCUUUACCAGAGUUGCAUCUCUCAGAAGAGACGGUAAAUGAAGUUGCAGCUUUCGUCCGUACUCGCUUGAAUGCUUUUCUCUCAGUUUCCCAGGACAUUGCCUUGGGUAAAGACACAAAUUCAUUCUUUAAAGUAGCUGGGUACCUGUUGCUGAUAUCCAUUCUUGGUGGGUUAGCUGAUUUUCUUACUUUGGUUUACACCAGUCUUCUUAUCAUACUCACAAUUCCUGCACUCUAUGAGAGGUAUGAAGAUUUUAUAGAUAAAUAUGUGAAGGCAAUGUGCAAGAAAUCACAGCAGUUGUAUGCAAAGUUUGAUGUGGAGUGUAUUGGCACAACACAAAAAUGGGUUUUGGAGAAGCAGAAACUCGGCUGAUAUCUUCCUUGUUCUUCUCUUCUGCUUCUCUUGCUGAGGAUUGCUUGGGGUGGGAAUCUUGUCCUUUUUGAGCUUUGGACAUUGGAGAUAUCUCUAUUUCUUUUUUGUUUUUCUUUGGGAAUGAUACAGAAAUGUAUAGGAGUUGCCACCAAGAAUAUUUAUAAAGAUUGGGGAAAAUAUCGCAAAAUUUCAUGAAGUUUUGAGUUAA
Molecule: messenger RNA, 1544 nt
Organism: Manihot esculenta (cassava)
Lineage: Eukaryota; Viridiplantae; Streptophyta; Magnoliopsida; Malpighiales; Euphorbiaceae
Product: reticulon-like protein B12
Exons: 4
Coding region: 707-1336 (209 amino acids)
Source: RefSeq, a predicted model, not a curated record